Fusarium odoratissimum NRRL 54006 is the source of this 1019-nucleotide messenger RNA. RefSeq lists its product as uncharacterized. The coding region runs from base 1 to 864 and encodes 287 amino acids. The transcript has a single exon. The record is from RefSeq and is a predicted model, not a curated record. Lineage: Eukaryota; Fungi; Ascomycota; Sordariomycetes; Hypocreales; Nectriaceae.
AUGAACAAGCUUAUCAUCGCCCUGGCCGUGGCUUCCGCAGUCUCUGCUGCCCCUCUAUCCCGCCGCGAUGAGUGCCAGGAUGCCUAUAAAUCUUGCAUUGCCGCGGGAACCCCAGAGGUUGCAUGCUCAUGCACUCUAACUGCCUGCGUGGGCGAAGAUAAUGCGCGCAACCGCGAGUAUUGCGCUUCUGCUACAGCAUCGCUUGCCCAGCCAACCAAAACCGAGAUUCCCGGCGGAUGCAAUCCUGCCCAUCCCGGCUCGUGCCCUUCAUCGUACUUUACCAACAAGUAUACUGCCCCAGCCGAGACCUUCACUUCCAUUCCAGGCAUUCCUGGUGGUUGUAACCCUGCUCACCCCGGAUCUUGCCCAUCAAGCUAUUUUACCUACCCCGUGGGCUCCAAGACUGCGGUGCAACCCGCUCCCGUGCCCGCCCCUACCGGCGACUGCACUGAGGGUAUCACCUACCCCAGCCCUGAGCCCGUUGAUGGCAAGACUUGGACCAUUAAGGAUCUUACUCGCUACUGCGGCGAGGAUAACGAAGGCUGUGAUUAUAACUUCGAGAUCGCACCUGGUGCAGAUGGAAAGACCGAGCGGUGUACUAUCAUCCGUAUGCCCGGUAAAGAUGCUGCCACCGAGAGCUGGUCUAACGAGCCCUGCACUGAUGGCUCUGAAUUUACUGUCUCUUGGGGCUAUGUAACUGAACCUGCCCCUGCUUUUGCUGUCAUCACAGUUGUCAAGGGUAAGGAACUUGCCUGGUUUGGUGUUCCUGACGUCAACGGCCAGAAGGUCACAACUACCCCAUCCAAUCCUUUUGGCUCUGGACAGUUCGGUGACCUUGGUCCCGAACAGGUUUACACUUACUAAAUAGUUUUACAUGCGAGGACGAGGAAGGAUAUGCGAAAUACGGCUCAUGACUCAAUUAAUGUAAUCAACCCACUCAUUUAGUAAUGUUACGAUCAAUAUGUAGAUUUCAUUCUUGCAACUAGAAACAUCAAUAGAGAUAUAUUAAGAUUCAUAAG